Molecule: messenger RNA, 1212 nt
Organism: Anneissia japonica
Lineage: Eukaryota; Metazoa; Echinodermata; Crinoidea; Comatulida; Comatulidae
Product: vacuolar fusion protein CCZ1 homolog
Exons: 13
Coding region: 103-1197 (364 amino acids)
Biological process (GO): vesicle-mediated transport
Cellular component (GO): Mon1-Ccz1 complex; intracellular membrane-bounded organelle
Source: RefSeq, a predicted model, not a curated record
GUGUGUCGCGUCGUACGUCAGCAGCCGCCCGCUUCCUAAUAAAUCUGCCUGGGGUUCGGCUCUGCUUUUUCAUGAUUAUUACUUCUACUUAAUGGAAAGAUAAUGAGCAGCAGAAGCAGUAUAUCUUUACUCAACUUUUUUAUUUAUAACCCUGAUUAUGGCCCUCGUGAAGGAGAGGAACACAAAAAGAUUCUGUUUUACCAUCCAGAGAAAGAAAAUAUUGACACAAAAAUAAAAAAUGUUGGUCUUAGUGAGGCUGUUGUCAAGUUCACUCAAACAUUUUUACCAAGUAAACCGUGCGAGGCACUGCAUACUCAAAAAUAUAGGCAACUUUUCCUGAACGUAGAGAAAAAUUUCUGGAUGGUUAUGACAGUUGUUGUGCCCUUUACGGAGAAACUGGAGGAUGGGAAGACAUUACGAGAGUACCAUCCUGAAGACGUUCAAGACUCGGUCUACCAGGCAGUAUUAAUGCAUGCUUAUAAAAUGUUCAAGUUAUUUAUGGGAACAAUUCAAGGAAUUCUUGAGCGUACAAAUGUUGAGCAGUUGAAACAUAGAUUAGACCAUUUCUUCAGUCGGUACAUUGCAACUAUGAGAUUGAACCAUUCCGAUAUUUUAGAUGUACACGCAGGAAUCCAGUUUCUUCCACUUGACAAGAACACAUACCUUAGAAUACAGUGCUUCAUCAACCUCAUAGAAGCCAAUUUCAGUCGUAUCAAACAUACUGCUUUCUUGUACAAUGAUCAUUUAGUAUGGAGUGGGUUGGAGCAAGAUGAUAUGAGGGUUCUGUACAGAUACUUAUCAACCAAUCAAUUCCCAACCACCUUGGAUACAGAGCUAAAGGAGGCACCGCCCUCUAAGGUUUUCCUUGGUCAGACUGUCUCUUCAACAUCACAUUAUGGAAAGUAUGUUACUGGACCACCAGAUCUUUCAGACGAAACAAAUAUAGGAAGAAUUCCGAAAAUAUACGUCAACACAAAUUCAGAAACAGAGGAACUGCACUUAGUCAUAUAUAGAGCUUUGAGUGCAACUGUGUGUCUAAUGGUUGAAGCUUCAACACUGCCUAGUUUCAACUGGUUCAAGGAGAUUGAUAAUUUCAUCGGCCCACAACUCACAAAAUUAGCAUCAGAUAUUAGUGAACAGCAUGCCAGCCGAAAAUCACCAAGUCGGAACUUCAGUCUCACACCAGUUAGAAGGUGAGGGUGUGUUGUGCAA